AUGUGCUCUGAGCGCAGUGGGCAGCAGGAGGACUCAGCUGCCCCAGGCGCCCAGCUCUCCCGAGAGACUCGGCUGGACAAGCUGGAAGAGGAGGGGCAGGAGGCCAACCCGGGCAGGGAGGAGGUGGCUGCCUGGCCCCCAAGGGUGAGGGUCUGUAGGCCUGGAGCCUGUCUCCCCGCCACCCUGGCGCGCCUGCCGGGCCGCCUGGGGCAGCUGAGACCCUGGAAAAAGGCAGGGUGCUGCGUGGAGCUGCUGCUGCUGCUGCUGGCUGGGGAGCUGCCCCUGGGUGGCGGCUGCCCGCGGGACUGUGUAUGCUACCCAGCGCCCAUGACAGUCAGCUGCCAGGCACACAACUUUGCUGCCAUCCCCGAGGGCAUCCCCGAGGACAGCGAGCGUAUCUUCCUGCAGAACAACCGCAUCAGCCUCCUCCGGCAGGGCCAUUUCAGCCCUGCUAUGGUCACCCUAUGGAUCUACUCCAACAACAUCACCUUCAUUGACCCCAACACGUUCGAGGGCUUUGUGCACCUGGAGGAGCUGGACCUUGGUGACAACCGGCACCUGCGGACACUGGCACCCGAGACCUUCCAGGGCCUGGUGAAGCUUCAUGCCCUCUACCUCUAUAAGUGCGGGCUCAGUGCCCUGCCAGCGGGCAUCUUUGGCGGCCUGCACAGCCUGCAGUACCUCUACCUGCAGGAAAACCACAUCGAGUACCUCCAGGACGACAUCUUUGUGGACCUGGUCAACCUCAGCCACCUGUUUCUCCAUGGCAACAAGCUAUGGAGCUUGGGCCAGGACACCUUCCGGGGCCUGGUGAACCUGGACCGGCUGCUGCUACAUGAGAACCAGCUGCAGUGGGUCCACCACAAGGCUUUCCACGACCUCCGCAGGCUGACCACCCUCUUUCUCUUCAACAACAGCCUCACGGAGCUACAGGGCGACUGUCUGGCCCCCCUUGGGGCCCUGGAGUUCCUCCGCCUCAAUGGGAACGCCUGGGACUGUGGCUGCCGGGCACUCUCCCUGUGGGAAUGGCUGCGGAGGUUCCGAGGCUCCAGCUCUGCCGUCCCCUGCGUGUCCCCUGAGCUGCGGCAUGGCCAGGACCUGAAGCUACUGAGGGCCGAGGACUUCCGGAACUGCACAGGGCCAGCGUCCCCACACCAGAUCAAGUCACACACGCUUACCACCACCGACAGGGCCGCCCGCAAGGAGCACCACCCACCCCACGGCUCCGCCAGGGACAAGGGCCACCCACACGGCCAUCUGCCCAGCUCCCGACCAGGCUACAAGAAGCCAGGCAAGAACUGCACCAGCCACAGGAACCGCAACCAGAUCUCUAAGGCGGGCACCGGGAAACAGGCCCACGAGCUGCAGGACUAUGCCCCCGACUACCAGCACAAGUUCAGCUUUGACAUGAUGCCUACGGCACGACCCAAGAGGAAGGGCAAGUGUGCCCGCAGGACCCCCAUCCGUGCCCCCAGCGGGGUGCAGCAGGCCUCCUCUGGGAGUUCCCUGGGAGCCUCGCUCCUGGCCUGGAUACUGGGGCUGGUGGUCACUCUCCGCUGAGGACCCAGGGCGCCAGCACCCAGCACUGCCACAUGUUCACCAAGGAACAGAAUUUCUUUUCUUCUUUUUUUACUAGGGGAGGAUUUGCUGGGUUUCAGGAAAAGGCUCCUAAAGGCUUUGGCUGUUGUCUGGACCCUGCCCAGUGGAUUAUAAAUCCGAAGUGUACAGCCCUAGGCGGGAGGGGAUUAGUACAUCUCACCCAGCUGUCCCAGCCAGCUCUCACUGAGCACCCACAGACAGCAUCCACUCCAGCAAGGAGGCAAGAGGCACACUAAGUGGAUCCUUCAUGAGCAACAAUGGGACAGUCACCUCUCACGGGAGCUGGGCUCCCUGGAAUCCUGACCAUUUGGAGAGGUCUGAAGGGCCCUGCUAUUCCUGGAGGAAGCAGGACUCAGAUAAGAACAAACAGCUCACCUAAGAGGCUGGGUCGACCAGCAGUCUGGGAGCACAUGAGCAGGUGGCAUUGCGGCUCUUGCCUGAGGCCACUUAAUCAACCUGCCCUGAAUCCAUCCCUAUGCCACCUUAAGUCCCUCCCUUGGGGGUAACGCCUCUCAUUCCUGAUGUCUCAGGCAUCCCUGGCAGACACAGGCCCAGCUGCUGGGGUCCAAGAACAACUUACCAAAGGAAAGAUCAUCAGAGGCUGAAACUUAGAACUUCAUCACAUGCAGUGAGGUUCUCCCAGAAGGUGCAGUUUUAUAACUAUGUCCACUUAUAUAUAUACACACUCUACAUAUAUAUAUAUAUACAAAUGCACAGGUCCCCCGCCCCACUCCAUUACCAAACUGUAUGUCUUAUGUUUAUAAACUAUACAGAGAACUGUAUCUGCUGGACUAAGGAUUGUAUUGGUGAUUUCUAGCAAGAAAAAAGUUAUAGAAUUUUUGUCUAGAAUCCCAACUUGACAGCAAUGGUCCCCAUGUAACCUGGGCUUCCAUGGGCCUGGGGCAAGGUUCAGUGGGGAGAAUUAAGGAGAAGGGGAGGCAGCAAGAAUCACUUCAGAAGACCAACAUUCUUAGAUAUUUAGAGCAUCACCUUGUUUUCAUAUGUAACACAAGCCUGUCUGUCACCCUGGAGCACCCCAGCACCCCUCCUGUACUCACUGUUGGCUUCAGGAUGAGAGGUGAGAAGCCGCUUGUCAAAUGUCAGGGAGCCAAGGCCCGGGGGUGAGGUGGCCAGAUGAGAAGGGGAAGGAAGGGACUUUGGGCUUCUCAAGCCAGCAGGCGAGGCCGUAUCCACAGUGUUAGUCCAACAGGUUGGACAGUGUCGUCAGCCUCGCGUUUUGCAAGGGAUGGUCUAGACAGGCCAGGGAGACUCUGGGCAUGAGCCCAGGCCUCCAGCUGGGCUCAGCUGCUAAACUUUUCCUGAGGCUCUUUGGUAAGCGACCUGGCAAGGGCCCUGUGGAGGGUGGCAGGAGGGAAGCAUCAGGUGGCCUUAGCAGAAGGAGGACGAUGGGCAUUUCGAGAACUGUCUCAGGCACUUCUGCAGGAUGGAGGCCCUAUCCCUCCUGGCCCUUCUGGAGAUGCCCCAGGACAGGCAGAAGUCAGGAGGCCAGACUCAGGGGUCAGAGGCGGGGACAGGAAGCAUGCAGGGACUGGAGCAGGCAAGCCCAGACAGGGGAGGGGGCUCCAUCACAGUCCACCGUGCUGCCGGCCAGGGGCCCAGGCAGCACAGUCUCCUCUGCGCUUUGCACAAACCCGAAUCCCCCACCAGAGAGGACAUGUGUGAGGAGCAAGAAACACUGAAUCCAAUUAAGAGAGGAAAAUGAUAAUAAUAAAAAAAUUCUCUUGGACAAGAA
This is a messenger RNA of Galeopterus variegatus (Sunda flying lemur), 3352 nucleotides long. It is a transcript of the gene RTN4RL1, whose product is annotated as reticulon 4 receptor-like 1. Gene Ontology annotation, molecular function: protein binding. Bases 1 to 1560 code for a protein of 519 amino acids. The transcript has 2 exons. Gene Ontology annotation, cellular component: plasma membrane. The record is from RefSeq and is a predicted model, not a curated record. Lineage: Eukaryota; Metazoa; Chordata; Mammalia; Dermoptera; Cynocephalidae.